Molecule: messenger RNA, 3434 nt
Organism: Musca domestica (house fly)
Lineage: Eukaryota; Metazoa; Arthropoda; Insecta; Diptera; Muscidae
Product: pyruvate dehydrogenase phosphatase regulatory subunit, mitochondrial
Exons: 5
Coding region: 198-2990 (930 amino acids)
Cellular component (GO): mitochondrion
Molecular function (GO): protein binding; oxidoreductase activity
Source: RefSeq, a predicted model, not a curated record
UUGUCCAUUUACUUUCUUCUUUCACUUUGGUAAUUUAGUGCCCAAAGAGGUCGGUGGUCGUGCGCCAAUUUAUUAAAUAAAUAUCCCGCAUAUAUAUAUUUGAAUCAUAUAUAUAAUUGCAGUUCUGCAUUUGUUUGGUUUCUCCGAUACACAAGAAAUUAUGAUUGUACUCAUAUAAACUUAUAUCAUCGGGAACAAUGUAUAAAUAUGGAGGAAAAUUAAGUGGUAGUCUGUUGAAUCAAACAAAUUUAAAUGUCAGCCUACAUGUGCGAAGCAUUUUGGCGAGCAGAAAUCUUCAGACUGGAUCAGGAGCGGCGAGUGCAGGAAACGAACCAACAAAUGUCUUCCGCAAACGCAAAUUCAUACCACAAAAACCUGAGCAGAAGGCUGCCUGCGAUCUGCCACAGGAGGCGAGAGUGGUUAUUUGUGGCGGUGGAAUAGUCGGGGCUUCUGUGGCUUAUCACUUAGCCCUACUGGGAUGGGGUAAACAAACACUAGUGCUGGAACAAGACACAGUUGCGGGUGAUAGUCCUUGGUGUGCAAGUGGCCUGGCGGGACGUUUUGAGCCUAGUUACACCGAAUUGAAACUAGCCGAAUAUUCUGUUCAGCUAAUAAAGGAUUUUACCAAUAAAGGAUUGCCCACUGGUUGGAAGCAAGUGGGGAGUUUAAAUUUGGGCCGAACUUUUGAUCGUAUGAUUUCAUUCAAUCGCAUGAAAUCUUGUGGAGUCUCCUGGAACAUACCGUGCGAAAUAUUAAGUCCCGAACAGUGCAAGGAAAAAUGUCCGAUUAUAGAAGUUAAUGAUUUGUUGGGUGGUCUGUGGAUACCAGACGACGGUGUAUGUGAUCCACAUUUAGUGUGCCAAACUCUCAUUGAAGAGGCUAAACGCAUGGAUGUGCGAGUUGUGGAACAUUGUGCCGUGAAGAAGAUUCGCUCAGAACGUGGCAAGGUUACCCAGGUCGAUACAACAUCAGGUGAUGUGAAAUGUGAAUUCUUUGUCAAUUGCACUGGAUUCUGGGCGAGGGAGGUAGGUACUCUGUCGAAGCCAGCAGUAAAGGUACCUUUGAAAGCUGUGGAACACCAUUAUCUUUAUACGAAAGAGGUCGAAGGAUUGAAUCCGUUGACUCCUUUUGUCCGAGACUUUGAUGGAGGCAUAUAUUUCCGAGAGAAAGAUGGAUGCAUAUUGGCAGGUGGCUUUGAAAAAGAGGCUAAAGUGGCCUUUGAAGAUGGAUUCAUACCUUUGUCUCAAAAGGAACGAGUAUUACCACCCGAUUGGGAUCAUUUCCAUGAUCUUUUGGAUGAACUACUGAAGAGGGUGCCCGCCUUAAGAUCAGCUCGUCUAGAUCGCUUAACAAAUGCCUUGCAAGCCUUCUCCCCAGAUUGCAAAUGGAUAAUGGGUGAAGCCCCUGAAAUACAAAAUUAUUAUGUUUCGGCUGGCAUGAAAACAAUUGGUGUCUCGGCGGCAGGUGGUAUUGGUCGUGCUCUGGCCGAUGUAAUCGUCAAGGGAUCCACCGAACUGGAUAUACAUAUACUGGAUAUUAAUCGCUUCCUAGGUCUGCAUAAUAACCGCAAAUUUCUCACCGAUCGCGUUAAAGAAGUUCCUGGAAAGCACUACCAAAUAAACUAUCCAUUUGAUGAAUUCAAGACGGGCCGUAAUCUGCGUAUGUCUCCCAUAUAUCCAUCACUCAAAGAAGCGGGCGCGGUAUUUGGCCAGACAAUGGGUUACGAACGGCCCAAUUAUUUUGAUCAGCAUGAUAAGAAGGAUGAAUUUGGCAUACCUCGUUUUCGCAUUGCCGAAACGAAAACAUUUGGCAAACCCCAUUGGUUUGAUUUGGUAUCUUCCGAAUAUAAUGCCUGUCGGGAACGAAUUGGUUUAGCUGACUACAGCUCAUUUACAAAGUACGAUUUAUGGUCAAAGGGCACUGAAGUUGUGGAUUUGUUGCAGUACUUAUGCUCCAAUGAUGUUGAUGUACCCGUGGGCUCCAUCAUACACACAGGAAUGCAAAAUGAAAGGGGAGGCUAUGAAAAUGAUUGCUCUCUGGCACGACUUUCUGAGAAACACUACAUGAUGAUAGCACCCACCAUACAACAAACACGUUCCAUGAGUUGGAUACGCAAGAAAAUGCCGAAUCAUUUGCGCUCAGGCGUCAAUGUGGCCGAUGUAACUUCCAUGUAUACAGCUAUUUGUAUAUUGGGACCAUAUACUCGUGUACUUCUCUCCGAGCUGACCGAUACCGAUUUGACACCUAGCAAUUUCCCAUUUUUCACGUACAAAGAAUUGGAUGUUGGUUUGGCCAACGGCAUACGGGCCCUCAAUAUAACACACACUGGCGAACUGGGUUAUGUUUUGUAUAUACCAAAUGAAUACGCCCUGCAUGUAUAUGAGCGUAUUUUCCAAGCUGGUCAGAAGUAUAAUAUCCAACAUGCUGGUUAUUAUGCUACCAGAGCAUUGCGCAUUGAAAAAUUCUAUGCCUUCUGGGGUCAGGAUUUGGAUACCAAUACAACACCCUUAGAGUGUGGACGUAGUUGGCGUGUUAAGUUUAAUAAACCCAUUGAUUUUAUUGGCCGCAAAGCAUUGGAAAAGCAACGCGAAGAGGGAGUAAAGCGCAUGUAUGUUCAGCUAUUGCUCAAUGACCACGAUCACGAGGUGGAUGUGUGGUGUUGGGGCAAUGAACCGAUCUACAGAGAUGGAAAAUAUUGUGGAAUGACCACAACCACCGGCUAUGGCUACACCUUUAAGAAACAAGUUUGUUUGGGUUUUGUACGUAACGUAGAUGAGCAGGGCAAUGAAUUGCCAGUCACCAAUGAUUAUGUUCUGUCGGGCCACUAUGAAGUGGAGGUGGCUGGCAUGCGUUUUGAGGCCAAGGUGAAUUUACAUUCACCCAAUUUACCCACCAAAUUCCCCGACAAAGAACGUGAAGCCUAUCAUGCAACACGCGACAAACCCGAUCAGGCAGAUUUGUUGUCCUUCGUUACAAAGCCUCAGGCAUAAAAUGCUUAGCUCAAACAACGAAUCAUGAUAUUUAUUUUUAUUAACCCAUUGUUGUUGUAUUAUUUGUGUUGUUUUGUAAUUUAUUGAAAAUAAUUGGUCUCCAAAAUUGGCAUUUAAAAAAGGUAAGAAAAUAAUCUCAUUAUUUUAUUUUGAAAAGAAAUGGCAAUUGUGUCAAAAGAGUCCUCCAAUAUUAAAAUGUUAUUGUUGCCAUUGCUCCUUGAUAUUUAGAGAUAACAAGAAAAAAGCAAAUUUGAAUCGAAAUUCAAAAACAGAAUUGAUAUUUUAGAAAGUGUCCUUGGAUUGUAAAUUAUAAGUUUUUGUUAACAACAAAAAAGAAAACAGAAAUUUCUAAUCAAUUAAUAGAAUUAACUGACUGACUGUCUUUAUUAUACAAAUAUAUAUAUGAUAUAUGUAACAAUUUAAAUAUAUUUUUACUGCAAGCAA